Messenger RNA from Periconia digitata, 1736 nucleotides. Lineage: Eukaryota; Fungi; Ascomycota; Dothideomycetes; Pleosporales; Periconiaceae. The record is from the annotation of a GenBank genome assembly.
CUGAAACAACCAUUCCGUGCUACUGCUGCUAACAUCAUUUGAAUACAUUUGAUAUGUACACAGUCAAGCCGUUGGUCGAUUUUGGCUGAAGGAGGGGUGCAGAGCGCGCCAAUCUCGAUGCAGUCUAGUGCGGCUUCUGUCUUGGACUGCACACCACCGCCAUGCCAAGCCCCAGCGUAAACAACAACAACAUGUAAACAAACAGACUCACCCCAAACCACCACCAUCAGCGAGGGCAUCUCGACCAACAUCAACCGCAAAGCUAACAGUCGCAUCGAUCAUUGUCGCCCUCAAGACCAUAACCGCUUCCAAAAUGUCCUACAAUCCGCGCAUGAGCACUGCGCGUGCCUCCACUCAUCAUCAGCGUGCCCCGGUAGUCAACGAAGCUGACGCUUUCAUGACCUUGCCUGAUUCCGAGAUCGCGGGAUGUAUCAGUGAUAUUGGUGGCAACAUUGGCAUCAACUUCACCACCGCCGACUUGCAGAAGCCGAAUCCACAAAUUAUCCAAAAGGUUUUCGAAUGGCUGGCGGAGCUGUUGAUGAACACAACGCGCGAUGUGGUUUCUCCCGCUAUGAGAGCAGCUUCUGAAGAUAUAUGUGGCGGAGACGUGGACAGAGUCUUCACAAGUGACACAAGAGAUCUUGUUGGGUUCUUCGUUGUCAUGAGAAAGCUUUUACGCGAGUGCGGAAUCCACGACUUCACAUUUCAAGACUUGUACAAGCCUACCUACCCGCGCCUCGUCAAAAUCUUCUCGUACAUGAUCAACUUCAUCCGAUUCCGUGAAUCUCAGACCGCGAUUAUCGACGAGCAUUUCAACAAGAGUCAACGUACCAAACUCCGCAUUGAGGAGCUCUACGACGAGAAGCAGGCUAAAGAGAUGCAGCUAGCAGAUCUAGAGCGCAACCGUAAGGCAACCCAGAGACUGAUGGAAGAGAAGGAAAAGCGCAAUGCGGAGCUUAGGAACCAAUUACGAGAGUUUGAGAGGAGACAGCAGGCGGUGCAAGAAAAGCUUGAGCGCGCCAAAAACGAGCAGAUCCGCCUCAAGGCACUGCUGCAAGCAAAAGCUGAGAAUAAGGAGAAUGUGCAGCGUGACGUGCUCAAACUGAAACCGUAUACGCAACAGAGCCCAACCGCAUUGGAGGAUUCUUUACGCGAUCUUAACGAUCGUCUCACAAGCGACAAAACCCAGAUUGAUUCCCUAGAUCGUCGUGCCCGCGCUCUUCAAACUUCAGCCGACUCCUUCGCUGUUGUUUCCACGGAUGUGACCUCAUGCACACGCCUUCUCAGCGAUGUCCAAACUGAUCUCACAAAAGAGGAGGAGGAGUCCAACAAGGCGUCACGCCAUCGUGACGCUCUCGCCGAUCGCAGUAACAAUGUGCGCGACGUUGAGCGCCAGGAGCGUCUACUGCAGAAGCAACUCGGGAACGUCAACGCACGCACAGACAAGCUUAAGACUAAAGCAGACGAGGAAGCUGAGCGUGCGCGUACACGGAUGGAGGAGCUGCGCGAGACACAUGCCAAAUUAGCCGAGGAACGAGGCGAAAAGGGUAGAGAUAUGGAAAGACGGAGAGUUCGAAUCGAACAGACGGAGAAAAAGAUGGCGGAGCUCAAAGAUAGCAUCGAGAACGAGAUUCACGCUGCGCACGACGAGUAUAUCAAGAUGGAGAGUCACAUCAAGCUAUACAUUACAGAAAUGGAACAGAGUAUCUAGAUGGCCGAGGGAUCUAUCAGACAAG